Molecule: messenger RNA, 1907 nt
Organism: Hibiscus syriacus
Lineage: Eukaryota; Viridiplantae; Streptophyta; Magnoliopsida; Malvales; Malvaceae
Product: laccase-3-like
Exons: 6
Coding region: 28-1755 (575 amino acids)
Biological process (GO): lignin catabolic process
Cellular component (GO): apoplast
Molecular function (GO): copper ion binding; hydroquinone:oxygen oxidoreductase activity
Source: RefSeq, a predicted model, not a curated record
UCCCUCAAAAAGGGCUAACACAAAGCAAUGGAGUAUCACAAACUCAGUGCAAAACCAUGCAGCUCUUACUUAUUCUUUCACAUUCUUUUCUUUGCUUUCCUUGCAUCCUUUGCAGAUGCAGCAGUUCACUUCCAUGAAUUUGUUAUUGAAGCAAAACCAGUGAAGAGGCUGUGCAGAACUCACAGUACGAUUACAGUGAACGGACAAUUCCCGGGGCCGACGUUGGAAGUGCGAGACGGGGACACUCUGGUAAUCAAAGCUAUAAACAGAGGCAGAUACAAUGUCACCCUCCACUGGCAUGGAGUGCGACAAUUGCGAAAUCCAUGGGCCGAUGGACCCGAGUUUGUGACGCAGUGUCCCAUCCGACCAGGGCAGUCUUACACAUACCAAUUCACCAUCCAAAACCAGGAGGGGACUUUGUGGUGGCAUGCUCAUAGCAGGUGGCUUAGAGCCACAGUUUAUGGAGCUCUCAUCAUAUAUCCUAAAUUGGGUUCUCCAUACCCUUUCCCUAUGCCCAAGAGAGAAAUUCCUAUUCUUCUUGGAGAAUGGUGGGAUAGGGAUCCAAUGGAUGUUCUAAGGUUGGCACUUUUCACUGGAGCUGCUCCAAAUGUAUCAGAUGCAUUGACAAUUAAUGGUCAACCAGGGGAUUUAUAUAGAUGCUCUAGCAAAGAAACAGCGAUAUUUCCCGUGGAGGCGGGCGAGACGAUUCUCUUGAGGAUCAUCAACUCUGCUAUGAAUCAAGAGAUGUUCUUUGGUGUGGCUAACCAUAAACUAACUGUUGUUUCUGUUGAUGCUGCCUACACCAAGCCAUUCGCGACAAAUGUCAUAAUGAUAGCUCCUGGCCAGACAACCGAUGUCCUUCUUACGGUGGACCAGACUCCGGCUCGUUACUACAUGGCAGCACAUGCCUACAACACCGCCAAUGCGCCCUUUGACAAUACCACCACGACUGCAAUCCUUGAAUAUAAAUCCGCUCCGUGCAGUGCAAAGAAAGGGCAGUCUUUAAAACCAAUAUUCCCUCAGCUACCGGGGUUCAACGACACAGCUACUGCGACUGCAUUCACUUCACAGCUAAGGAGUCUUUCCAAAGCCAAAGUUCCCCUUGAGAUAGAUGAGAGCUUGUUUUUCACAGUGGGUUUAGGACUAAUCAACUGCACAAAUCCAAAUAGCCCUCGGUGCCAAGGCCCCAACGGAACUCGCUUUGCUGCCAGCAUCAACAAUGUCUCAUUCGUAUUACCAAGAAGGAACUCCUUAAUGCAGGCCUACUACCAAGGUCAGCCCGGUAUCUUCACCACCGACUUUCCACCUUUUCCUCCCAUUCAAUUCGAUUAUUCAGGUAAUGUGCCCCGAGGUCUAUGGCAACCUGUUAAGGCAACAAAGCUCCUGAAACUGAAGUACCGUUCCAAGGUACAAAUAGUUUUCCAGGAUACAAAUAUCGUCACAGUUGAAGAUCACCCUAUGCAUCUUCAUGGCUACCAAUUCUAUGUUGUCGGAAGUGGUUUUGGAAACUUUGAUCCCAAAAACGAUCCAGCCAAAUUCAACCUUAUCGAUCCGCCAGAGAGAAAUACCAUUGGAACACCUCCUGGUGGAUGGGUAGCCAUCCGGUUCGAGGCUGACAACCCAGGAAUCUGGCUGCUCCAUUGUCAUAUAGACAGUCAUCUCCCUUGGGGUUUGGCCACAGCAUUGCUAGUUGAGAACGGGAUUGGGAAAUUGCAGACAGUGCAGCCUCCCCCACUCGAUCUGCCACGAUGUUAAGCAUCGAGUAUUACCCCCUCCGGCUUCAGCCAUUUACUCGAUACCUGGAUUUGGUUUCAAGGAUUUUAUGGGUUUGUAUGCUUUGAUGUUGUAUGUUCUAAUUGUACUAUUGCUAAUCAGCUUACUAUUUGCCAUGAUCAAUGUUGUGUUCC